Molecule: messenger RNA, 1726 nt
Organism: Branchiostoma floridae (Florida lancelet)
Lineage: Eukaryota; Metazoa; Chordata; Leptocardii; Amphioxiformes; Branchiostomatidae
Product: kelch repeat and BTB domain-containing protein 2-like
Exons: 2
Coding region: 298-1332 (344 amino acids)
Molecular function (GO): protein binding
Source: RefSeq, a predicted model, not a curated record
CAGGUGACUCUACAACCGUCCUUUCUCCAGUCGCCACUUCUCCUGCUCCAGUCAUUGUUCAACCGAGAAGAUUUGAUUACCAACUCAGAAGACGACGUCGUGCAAGCUGCUCUAAGAUGGGUUGAUUUCAACCAAGAAGAGCGCUUGCAGCACCUUCCUUCUCUUUGCAGAUGCUUCCGUCAUUCCUUCAUCAGUUCAGACCAACUUGUGGAGCUUGAGAGUAGGUGCCUGCCGACAGGCUUCAAGUUGGCUUACAGUGACAAAACGACCAAGCGUCAGGGACAGGCACGAACUGAAAUGCAGAUUUUCCCAAGACUAUUAAAAGAAGGUAUCUUGGAACAGGGUCACCACCGGGUCGCUCCUUGCUAUGACCCAUCCACAGGUAGACAGCACACAAUGGAUAUUCCUAGGCACCUGGAGAGCAUCUCUUUGACAGCCACUCCUGAUGAUAAACUGUACCUGGCAGAGUACAUCAGCAGAAGGAUGGUUCAGUUUGGCAGACAGAAGGCAUUGUACCAGUAUAACCACCUGUCAAACACCUGGGAACCAAGAUGUGAGAUGAUUUCACCUAGAGCCAGGUGUGGUCUUGUGUAUCUGAAGGGGUACAUCUAUGCCAUUGGUGGUGAUGACACUAAGGUAACGGCGGAGAGGUAUGACCUAAGUAGUGAUGAGUGGACCUGGAUACCAGCCAUCCCUCACCCCAUGUCCUCAGAACUCUGUGCAGUUACCCUUAAUGACUGCAUCUAUGUCAUAUGUCAGAAAGGUUGCUACUGCUUCAGUACCACAGAGAACAAGUGGAGCAAGAUAGCAGACAUGCUUAAACCACCAUUGCAUCCUCAGGCCGUCACAUAUCAAGGGAGCAUCUACUGUGUAAACUCCAAAAAUAAAGGUGGAUACCAGUCCUCAAAUGUUGUAGAAGUGUACAACCCUACAAAUGGUGAGUGGAAGUCGUCUGGGAAUGACUCUUAUUUCUUUGACAUGACAACGCUGAUGGAAUAUGGAGAUACUUUGUACAUGUACUUCCACAAUCAUCAAGAGCAAUGGAACACGACUUCCAUUUACCAGUACCAGCCAGAGACAGACUCUUGGCUGCGUCUGAAAGACGAGGAAAUACUUGUUCCCCCUUUGGCAGAAUGGUUGGGUUUGGAGAGUAGGACAGAUUGCUUGACAACAAGGAUGAUCCCAAUGUGCCUUUGGGAUCCAAAUGCAAAUGGGGAAUUGGAGUUACUUUACUAUGAUGGAGAGUUGAGCUGUUCCUCAGAGUCAUCCGGAAGCAGAACCUCAGAUAACAGUGACGGUGUGGUUGGCCUCUCAGACGAAGAGAACACUUGAGAGCAGCAAUGACAGUGAGAUUGACUAUUAUGGCAUCUCGGAUACUAGGACAUCGUGUAAUGUAAAGAUGUCAUUGAUUCAGGAGAAGUUUUUAAAUCACUAUCUCAUUAAUGAUGGUGUCAGUAAACACUUUCUCUUUGUUAUAAGACAAAAUCAACAUAAAUAUACCACUCUACAGGCUCUCAACCAAUUUCUACUGAACUGUUACUAGAAACACUGGCGAGGUGUGACACGGUUUGCACUCAUCUCUAUAAAUUUAGAAAGGUUUUGGUUUGGAAGAUUCUAUCAACUUAGGCCUUGUAUUUCAGAUUGUACAUGCCUGACAUGCCUACGUUGUAUGUCUGUGCAUUUCAUGAAACUGCAUUAACUUGAACAUGAUUUUAGGCAGCUUUGG